UUGGCGGGACUGUCCGACUGGGCUGGACGCUCUUCGCGAGAGCACACCAGGUCAGUGCUGUGACCCGCAGCGAUGGCCUCCUGGUUUGGCGGCCUCGGCCUCGGCCUCGGCUCCGGCUUAGGCCAUUCCCUGGGGCGAGUGGGCGGCAGCGUGGCUUCCCCUCCCCGCACACCUCUCUGACUUCACCAGAGGUGUGCUGAGGAAGGGGACGCAAAAGCUGCCAGACUUCCCCGACUCGGGGAGAACGGAGACGGAAGCCAUUCAGGCGACCGGACCACCCGAGAAGGAGAGACCGGCAGCUCCAGCUCGGAGAGACACCGCAACUCUGCAGGAAACCCUCGAGGAAGGAGACACGGAGCUCGCCUCCCUGCAAGAAGAAGGCAGUCACCCGAGGGAAGAACUGGAGCCACGGAGACAACGGGCUCGAGCCGCUCCUGUGGUUGACCCGAACACCCUCGACGCCGGGACACAACUAGAAUCUGAGGGGUCUCAACUGAAAGGGAUCGAAGGUCACCUGGAGGAGGAAAUCCAGCAUCCUCCAAGGACCACUGAAGAGCAAAAGCAGAGGAAGGCACAACGCCUUCCAUCUUGCCAAGAGCAGAAACGGCAAGUGGGCGAUCUUAAGGAGGCGUCCGAGCCCAUGCCUAGAAAACGCGCGCAGCUCUCUUCAGCCGAGGAGGAGGAAAGCGAGACCGCGCAGAACACCACAGAACACAUCCAAACCCCGUCGCCCGAGAAGACCCAGCCCGUGCAGACAAAACCUGCUGAGAUUUGUCAAGGAGCGAGAGCGGCGGGUCUUCGUCGGCCAAACGGAAGUGAAAAGCAUGAUGGGGCCAAAGCUGAAACCGAACCUUUAGGAAAAGGGAGAGAAGCGGCAGAAAGGGAGAUGAAACUUGGGACCGAAAAGACGAUCCCUCUGACCGAGCGGCUUGAUGAGCCGGACGAAGAUGACACCGGGCCACGAACUCAGACGAUCCAGGCGCAAGACUGGGAGAGCCAGGGCCUUCCCACUGGCCUAGCUUCGGCUGCCUCCGUCCAGGAUGCGGGGGGCCUCCAGCAGCAACUGCAAGCCUAUGCUUUGGAAGGGGAACGAGUGUUGGCUGUUUUCGACGAGAAGGUGAGGGAAAACAGCCACCUGAAAAGGGCGUAUCACACAAUGAUGGACCUGCUGGUGGCCAAAGAAGCAGAGCUCGGGAAGCUGCGAGGCGAAAAUCAGACACGGCGCCCUCGAUCUGACGGCGGCGGUGAGGACAUGUUUCGAGAAGCGAUCCGGCACUUAUCACGCCUCGUCCGAGCCAAAGACAUUGAAAUCGGUGCCUUGAGCCAGAAAUGUCAGACUUUACUGACCAUCCGGCAAACGUCCGACGCUGGCCCUGAGGUUCGGGGCGUGGACGCGAAUCAGUUGGAGGAGCUUCUCCGGGAACGGGACACGUUGAAGCGGCAGGUCAACGUGCUGGAGGCGUGGCAGCGGCUGGUGCUCACCGAGGUGCACCAUCUGCAGCGGGAGUCAUCCCAACUUCAGAAAGAACUCCCACCACUCGAGGCACGGGCCUUAGUGGACAGCGAGGAGAAGUCUCGGCGACAGAUGCACUCUGCCGCCCCGUUCCCCCGUUCUCAAGGGGAUGCGACCCAACUCCGGCUCCUGGGGAAGAGACUGGCACAGAUGCAGCUCGGCCUAGAGCAGCUCUGCAAUGCCAAGGAGGUUCUUUUGGGUCCAGCCGACCUCACGUCACCACAGCCGCCCGCCGCAUCGUCGCGGACUUGCGAGGCAGCCGGCUCUCAGGAGGCAAUUAAGUCCGAGGCGCCGGGCGAGUCUUCGAAAGGGCCGCCAGCAGAGAUGGAAGCCUUAAGGGGAGCCACGGAGGAAAAAGACGCAGCCAUCAGAAGC
This is a messenger RNA of Equus caballus (horse), 1888 nucleotides long. The record is from RefSeq and is a predicted model, not a curated record. NCBI's taxonomy places the organism in Eukaryota, Metazoa, Chordata, Mammalia, Perissodactyla, Equidae.